This is a messenger RNA of Urocitellus parryii (Arctic ground squirrel), 984 nucleotides long. It is a transcript of the gene Tnfrsf18, whose product is annotated as TNF receptor superfamily member 18. Gene Ontology annotation, biological process: negative regulation of apoptotic process; positive regulation of cell adhesion. Lineage: Eukaryota; Metazoa; Chordata; Mammalia; Rodentia; Sciuridae. Gene Ontology annotation, molecular function: protein binding; tumor necrosis factor receptor activity. Gene Ontology annotation, cellular component: external side of plasma membrane; plasma membrane. The record is from RefSeq and is a predicted model, not a curated record.
AUGGGCCCGCAGGCCUCCCUGUGCGGGGUGGUGCUGCUCUGCGCCCUGGGUCUGGGUCUGGGUCUGGGUCUGAGUCCCGCGCGAGGGCAGCACUGCGGCCCUGGCCGCUGGCUGCAAGGGACUGGGACCGAUACGCGCUGCUGUGGCUCCUGUGCCCCGGAUGAGAAGAACUGUUCUGACUGUAUAUGUGUCAAGUCCGAAUUCCACUGCGGGGACCCUGGAUGCCAGACCUGUACCCACCACCCCUGCCCUCCAGGCCAGGAAGCAGUGCCUGAAGGGAAUUUCAAGUUUGGCUUCAGAUGUGUGGACUGCGCUGUGGGGACCUUCUCCAGUGGCCACGAGGGCCGCUGCAGACCUUGGACAGACUGCGACCAGUUUGGUUUUCUCACCAUGUUCCAUGGGAACAAAACUCACAAUGCUGUAUGCAUCCUGGGGUCUCUGCCUGCUGAGCCACCUGGCCAGCUGACCCUCCUCCUCUUGGCCCUGGCCACCUGCAUCCUGGUCCUGACCACAGCCCAGCUCAGCCUGCACAUCUGGCAGCUGAGGAGGAAGCACAGGUGGCCUCAAGAGACCCCGCCACUUCUAGAGGUGCUCCCCCCACCCGCGGAGGAUGCCUGCAGCUGCCAGUUCCCUGAGGAGGAGCGGGGGGAGCGGCUGGAGAAGGACGAGCUGGGCCAUCCGUGGGUGUGAGGCUGACCAUCCUCAGGAGAAGCUGCACCCCAAGCCAGACCCUCCCCAGGAGCUGGCCCAGGCUGACCCUGGGGAGCCAGGGCUCUGCUUUCCAUCUGUUCGGGGCCCGGCCCUGCUCCCCUCAACGGUGGAAGUGGGUACAGGAUGGUGACAGUGACAAGUUCCCUAGACUGUGCGGAAGGGUGGUGGCCAUGGCUGGCCCUGUGGGAGAGAUGGGCAGCCAUGACUGCCCUCCUCCCUGGCCAGCCCUGCUGGGGUGGGGUCUGUGAUCCCCCCACGGGUGUGCAGUGUCCA